Tricharina praecox is the source of this 1860-nucleotide messenger RNA. RefSeq lists its product as uncharacterized. Gene Ontology annotation, molecular function: prephenate dehydrogenase (NADP+) activity; prephenate dehydrogenase (NAD+) activity; NAD+ binding. Gene Ontology annotation, biological process: L-tyrosine biosynthetic process. NCBI's taxonomy places the organism in Eukaryota, Fungi, Ascomycota, Pezizomycetes, Pezizales, Pyronemataceae. The record is from RefSeq and is a predicted model, not a curated record. The transcript has 6 exons. The coding region runs from base 296 to 1627 and encodes 443 amino acids.
CUUCAACCCACCCUCGAGACACUCACUAUGUAUCACUCAUCGACAUCCCAAGGCACCUAUCUAAUCACGCGAUCAUCUUAGCGUCCAGUGUUCUCUAGCAGCACCCCGCAUACACACCUGAAAAGGCUUACUCGCAGUUCAGCCCACCAGCUCGAAUCAACACUUGCAUUGCCAGCCAGGCCAGCCACCACGACCACGGGUGCAUACAAAAGGAGUCGUCGGGCCACUUGUCACAACUUUCCUACAAUUGCAAUUCCUUACCGCAAACCAAAGCCGCCGCGAAAAAAACAGAAAUAUGACAACCGCAAACGAUAUGAACCACCCCCGGCCGGUCCUGGCUGUUGCUGUAGGGAUCAUCGGCAUGGGCGACAUGGGGAAGCUUUACGCUCGCCGUAUUGCGGCGGCGGGUUGGCGUGUCAAUGCUUGCGAUCGCGCCGACAAGUACGAAGCGUUGAAGGAAGAGUUCGCAGAGAUUGAAAACGUCCAUGUGUACCCCAACGGCCAUCUCGUGUCGCGGCAGAGCGACUACAUAAUUUACUCGGUCGAGGCGGAGCUGAUUGAUGCUGUGGUUGCGCAGUAUGGGCCUUCUACGAAACUCGGUGCAAUUGUCGGUGGGCAGACUUCCUGUAAGGCGCCUGAGAUUGCUGCGUUCGAGAGACACCUGCCGCCGGACGUGGAGAUCAUUUCUUGUCACUCGCUACACGGACCGAAUGUUGAUGCUCGGGGCCAACCGCUGGUUCUGAUCAAGCACCGGGCCUCCGAUGCCUCAUUCGCGCUCGUAACGCAAAUCCUCUCCUGCUUCGAGUCCAAAUUCGUGCACCUCAGCGCGGAAGAGCACGACCGUAUCACGGCGGACACGCAAGCCGUCACACACGCCGCAUUCCUUUCCAUGGGCUCGGCGUGGACCGCAAACCACCAGUUCCCCUGGGAAGAAACGCGGUGGUCCGGCGGCAUCGAAAACGUCAAGAUCAACGUGACGCUGCGCAUCUACAGCAACAAGUGGCAUGUCUACGCCGGCCUGGCGAUUCUCAACCCGGCGGCGCAGCGGCAAAUCCGGCAGUACGCCGAGUCCGUUACAGAGCUGUUUAAGCUCAUACUCCAGGGGAGCCGCGACGAGUUUACGCAGCGCAUCACGACCGCGGGGAAAUUCGUGUUUGGAGGCCAGGAAGGCAAGGAUCUGCUGCUGAAAGAUGACCUGCUGGAACAGUUCUCGCUCAGUGGCGUCCCCAAAGCGGAGAGGAAACCGAAUUCGCAUUUGUCGCUGCUUGCUAUGGUGGAUUGUUGGCAUAAGUGCGGGAUAGUUCCCUACGACCACAUGAUCUGCUCCACACCGCUCUUCCGUCUCUGGCUCGGCGCAACAGAGUACCUCUUCCGGCAACCCGAGCUUCUAAACGACUGCAUCCGCUUCGCACUAGACGACGAAGGGUUCCGCAGCGACGACCUGGAGUUCACGUUCGCGGCGCGGGGCUGGAGCGAGGCCGUCUCGUUCAAGGACUUUAACGGCUACCGAAUGCGCUUCGAGAAGCCGCAGCAGUACUUUGCGCCCCGCUUCCCCGAGGCCAUCAAGCUCGGCAAUGACAUGAUCAAGAAGAUACUUAAUAGGACGAGGGAGCUGGAGUCGAGGUGAGGUGGGGUGGUGGAUGACGGCUACAUACAUACCUGGGUGUGAGGGGAUGACGGUACGGCUUGGUAAUAUAUGCUGCGUUCAAUGGGCUGUUUUGGUGCUGGAGCUAUCUUUGCGGUAACUUCGUGAGCGUGACGGAGGUGGGAAUCCUUCAUCGGAAGAGACGUGACGCUGUGCUGGUCUACCGAUGUACCAGGAGCUGCCAAUAAGUGGUGCCUCACCACCAUUACGAAUUA